Molecule: messenger RNA, 843 nt
Organism: Dermacentor silvarum
Lineage: Eukaryota; Metazoa; Arthropoda; Arachnida; Ixodida; Ixodidae
Exons: 5
Coding region: 186-488 (100 amino acids)
Source: RefSeq, a predicted model, not a curated record
UCGCCCCCACCGCGAGUUGACGGCCAUUCUGUGGCUGCGUAUAAGAUCAAGGGCCCGCGGGGCGCCUACGAGCAUUUCUGCACGGGAAAUUUCAGCCACCUUGCCCCGCACCGCAGCUUGCUCGGUAGUCCAUCGCUAGCGCACUGCAAAACACCCGCUGCCAGCUCAACCCGGUCUUGUUUACAAUGGCGAAAGUGACUCUAGCGUGCGUGCUGUCUUUGUUCCUUGUGACCGCCGUGUUUGCCGGUGAUUUCCUCUGCGGUCUGAGCGAGGAGGAGCUGGGAAAGGUGCUUGACUGCGUCCAGAAGAACGUCAAGCCGGAGGUGGCGGACUUUAUGGCCAGGCUGCCGUCCAAAGGAGGCGCUUUCAUCCGCAAAGUGUGCGAGAACGGCGGAAACCUUAAGGAACUUCUACCGUUCCUGCACACGGCCGACUACCUGGAGGAAUGGAAAAAGGCCAGCGGAAGCUGCGGUGUUAAGACGUCCUAGGCAUGCGACUUCAUUCAACGGCAGCCAACCGGGGCGUGUUCUCGAGCCCAGCCGUCUCGGGGAAACCGCUCUCUUGGGCACGUAUAGUUUGUAGCGCGCGGCAUUUCAGUUCCCGCGCGCCGGCUACGGAGAUGUUCGAGAAACAACUGUCCCAGCGAGUGAUUGUCGGCGCACGAGGAGCGUGGUUUCCCGCAAGGACGGCCCAGACACCAGCCCCGGAAUGCGGCUGGCCUGGCGAGACAUCGUCACCGACUACAAUUUCACCGCCUCGAGCGAUACAGCGUCGCGAAAAAAGAAAUAAUUGUAGUUAGCAUAGAAAAAAAUAAAAAUUGAAGAGAUAUGUGAAACUCCUGUC